CAACACCUUUGACCUUUACCUUUCGUUUUAAAGAUAGUUCUUGAUACAAAUUAUUUAUUUUGUAAGAGAUAUUUCUAUAAAUAAUGAAUCAAGUUUACAAUAAUCCUUUAAUUAUCAGGAAUGUUAAAUUUAAAGAACAUCUUACUGAGGAAGAAGCUUUAAAGAAAAUCAACGAAUUUAGAUCAAGUGAUGCAGGAAAAGCAUUACCCGAUAAUAAGAAAAUUAGUUUAAAAAGGAUUGCAAAUUAUUUUGUUACUCAUCCAAAUUUUGAUGAAGUUUCUGAUGAUCACGUGCUUAUCAGAGAAGGUUAUCCCGUUAUUUUUACUAGUAAAAAUUAUAAAAAGUUAAAGUAUGAAAAAUCAGUUAAAAGAGAAGAGAUAGAUAAUAUGAAUAAUGAUGGUGAUGGCGUUAAUGAGAGCAUUAACACUUUAUCUAAAAGCGAUCCACUUAAAAUUUCAAAACAGAAACCAAGAAUACGCGACAUUCUUAUAUCUAAAGGUAUAGAUCCUAAACCUCAAACGUUGGUUCCGGAUAAGGAUGGGAAAAUGAGAUUGAUCGAAAUAGCGGCUACUCGGGAGAGUUAUGUGAGUAAAGAUAAUACUAAACCAAAUAGUAAAAAAACUACCGCUGCAAAGAAGAAAAAUCAUAGUAACGUUGCAAAACAUAGUGAAAUUGACGAUCAUGUCGGGACAAAUAGAGUUGUAAUUUCGCUGCCAAAGAAGAAGAAAAAGAAAUCAACAAAUGAGGGAAAUAAUGCUACUGGAGACAAUUGUAUUCAGGAGACUGGAUUGAUCCAGGAGAGUAAUGUAGAAAUGGAAAAUGUUGACUCUUCAAAACAAUCUGGAUUUAAUGGUGACAAGAAAAGUGAAACAAAAAGGAAGGAAGCUAAUGGAGAAAGCAAAGAUAAUAGUAAUAUGAAGAAAAUGAAGAAAAUUAAAAAUAGCCCUACAGAGGAGAAAAAAUCCGAAAACAAAGUAGUAAUCAAAACUUCUAAGAAGAGAACUUCUCAUGAACAUGAUAAGAUAAAUGUUAAAAAGAUUAAAGUUGAUAAUUCUAUUGAUGAUGAAGAAAGCAAUGACAUCAACAGUGAAGUCACGAGUGAACGUAAAUUAAUUCAGGAUAUUGAUGAAACGGGAUUAAUCCAAGGUACUGCAAAAGUUAAAGGAGAUUCUUUAAAGAAGAAGAAAAAGAAGAAAUCUAAAGAAGAAAGUCAUAUUACAAAUCUUAAAUCCGAGUUUAAGAUUGGUAAAGUAAAAAAUAACAAAAAGGACUCUUCAAAAGAGAGUGAUUUAAAAAACAAUAUAAGCAUCUCUUCUAAAGAGACUAUAGAUAAAGAUAGUACUAAUACCGGUAACGCUGUUACUAUAAAUAUAAAGAAAAAGAAAAAAAAGAAUAAUAAAUCUAAAGUAACUGAGGAUUGAAUUUGAUG
This is a messenger RNA of Rhizophagus irregularis DAOM 181602=DAOM 197198, 1429 nucleotides long. RefSeq lists its product as uncharacterized. NCBI's taxonomy places the organism in Eukaryota, Fungi, Glomeromycota, Glomeromycetes, Glomerales, Glomeraceae. The record is from RefSeq and is a predicted model, not a curated record.